This is a messenger RNA of Coniosporium apollinis CBS 100218, 1356 nucleotides long. RefSeq lists its product as uncharacterized. Lineage: Eukaryota; Fungi; Ascomycota; Dothideomycetes. The record is from RefSeq and is a predicted model, not a curated record. The transcript has a single exon. Bases 1 to 1356 code for a protein of 451 amino acids.
AUGUUGUUCCGUGCUGAGCGCUAUCUCUGGACCGUCGCCGCACUCUCCAGCGUCCUAGAUGCCGCCGUUGUUCAAAGGCAAAAUCAGGUCUGCAAUGCGGACAACUGUCUUCGUGCCUUGAGAGGCAAUUCGGGCGCAUCUGCGUUCUGCGCGACCUAUACCACCGCCGUCCAGACGACGACGACUGGCCUGCCAGCCUACUUUAGUGCCUGUGCCUCGAGCACUUCCCGACUCAGCUCAGCGUGCAGAUGUCUCGCCACGGGUACUGCGACGACAACCACGACACCGGCAGCAUCGCCUUCUACCCCACCUGCUGGUAGCUGCCCCACAGCCACUGUCACUCAGCCGGCCUCCACCGCCACUAUUACUCAGUCUGCCACUACGAUUACGGUGACAACCACUCAAGUGGGAGCCGGAGACGACACUACAGUCACGGUUCCAACCACGAUCACGCUUCCAGGAGAGGAUACCGAAAGCACCAUCACUAUUACGGUUCCGACCACGUUGACUGUGCCAGGUGCCGGAGAAGUUACAACACUUACGAUUCCAGGCGCGGGAGAGAUUACUACAAUCACGAUUCCAACUACCGUGACUCUCCCAGGGGAGGACACUGAGACCACUAUCACUAUUCCAACUACUAUAACUCUCCCAGGGGAGGACACUGUAACGACAACUACCGCAUCGUGUGACACUGCCACGCUUACAGUGCCAACUACCAUCACCGAUGCAACCACCGUUACCAUUCCUAUUACGCUCCCGCCAGUCACGGAUACUACCACUCUCCCCGCAUCCACAAUCACUCUUCCAGCAGACACAAUCACCCUUCCAGCGGAUACUAUCACUCUUCCAGCGGACACAGUGACCCUACCAGCUGAUACAGUCACUCUUCCGGCAGCGACAGUGACUCUCCCAGCAGACACGGUCACUCUCCCGGCAUCGACAGUCACGCUUCCGGCGGACACAGUGACUCUCCCGGCAUCGACAGUCACCCUUCCAGUAGAGACAGUUACCCUUCCAGCGGACACGGUCACUCUUCCUGCAUCCACAGUCACCCUCCCCGCAGUGACCCUCCCAGCAGACACAGUCACUCUCCCCGCAUCAACAGUUACCCUCCCGGCAUCAACAGUCACCCUCCCGGCAUCAACAGUCACCCUCCCGGCAUCAACAGUCACCCUUCCGCCCGUAGUCAACACAUUGACGAACAUAGUGACGACCACCAUAGCGCGAACGACAGUCACCGAGACCCUGACCGCCUGCACUAGCACCAUCGCCCGAACCACUGUGAGCUCCUGCACUGCCACUUCCACAAUCGCUCGUUCGACGGUCAUCGGCGUUUGUACGACGGCAGCCCCGUGA